CCAGUUCAGCUCGUCGUCGAGCCAGGUUAUGGUACCGAUAAAACCUUACAAAAAUUAGCUGAUGCUGGUGUGACUGUAUCACCCCGCUAUUUUAAGCUAUUACAACGUUUAACUGGACGCACGACACUUAAAGCCGGAGAUUAUAAGAUCACCGACCAGAUGAGUCCAAUGAGUUUACUCGAGAAAAUCUCCGAUGGCAAAGUUGACCCUACACAAAUUACGGUCAUCGAGGGCUGGACCUUUCAGCGCUUACGCGAUGCUUUAGCCAAGAACCCAAUUUUAAUCCACGAUACCAAAGACUUAAGCCAAGAACAAAUUUUAAAACUCGUCGGCAGCACACACACCCAUGCUGAAGGGCUUUUUUACCCAGCCACCUACGAUUUUAUCACCGGCGACAAAGAAUCCGAGAUUUUACAGCGCGCUUAUGACAAAAUGCAAAAAGAACUCCAAGUUGUUUGGGAUAACCGUGACAAAACUACAUCUUACAAAAACCCAUAUGAACUUUUGAUUAUGGCAUCGAUUAUUGAAAAAGAAGCUGGAACUCACGAAGAUCGUGCCUUAAUUAGCUCAGUUUUUAAUAAUCGUUUGCAAAAGGGCAUGAAAUUACAAACCGAUCCCUCGGUGAUUUACGGUAUCAAAAACUACGACGGCAAUAUUCGUAAACGCGAUUUAUUAACUGACACCCCCUAUAAUACAUACACCCGCAUGGGCUUACCGCCAACUCCAAUUGCCUUGCCUGGCAAAGCAGCUCUACAAGCAGCAGCUUUACCCGACAAAACCCACUAUCUUUAUUUUGUUGCAAGGGGCGAUAAAAGUAGUGCUUUUGCCCAAACCUUAGCUGAACACAACGCCAAUGUCCGUAAAUACCAGCAAAACCCCAAUCAACCCCUGACACGUCUCCAUGAGGAAACCAUGAAACCACGCGGCAAAAUGAUUAGCUUUGAAGGUAUUGAUGGCGCAGGAAAAAGCACCUUCAUGGCAUGGUUUGUCAAUGAGCUAGAACAUCGCCUAGCCAAACAACAUCGAUCACUCAUCCAAACCCGCGAACCAGGUGGUACACCCGUUGGGGAAAAUAUCCGUAACUUACUCUUAAACCAAUCCAUGCUACCCACCACAGAAGCUCUGCUCAUGUUUGCCGCCCGCCAAGAGCUUUUUAGUCGCGUUAUUUUACCUGCACUCACGCGCGGUGAUUGGGUGGUAUCAGACCGUUUUGUUGACGCGAGCUUUGCAUACCAAGGUGGUGGCAGAGGGCUAACUAAUCAUAAACUCGAGCAGCCCAAUGACUGGGUACUAGGCGACUUCCACCCCGAUUACACCAUCAUCUUU
Molecule: messenger RNA, 1326 nt
Organism: Darwinula stevensoni
Lineage: Eukaryota; Metazoa; Arthropoda; Ostracoda; Podocopida; Darwinulidae
Source: the annotation of a GenBank genome assembly